CUCACAAGCCCGGUUCCCAAUGCAGAACCGCUGGUUCUCUCAUGGUCGUGCUUCCGUCCUGAAUCUUCCGUCUCUCACCGUUGGUGAUAGUAUCUUACCUCCUCUCCUUGUCCCUACUGAUCCCCCUGACCCUUCUACCUCUCUUUCGAUUUCCCAUUUUCCUCCUCAUUCUUCUCCUCGAAACCAUAAACUUAGGUCUCCUCCACGUACUGCUCCUACUAUGGCGCCUGUGGGUCAAGCCUCUACUCAGAUCUCUUUUAUUGCUGUAACUACUGAUGUCGAGAUGACUCAGUUGGAAACUGUCUCUCCAAAGGUUUCAGAUUCUAGCUCUUCAAAAACUAGAUCUGAAAAUACUAUUCCUGCAAACCCAACACAAUCCCCUUUGCCAAAUCCUACUUUCCCAACCAUUCCUACUACCGCUGAUGUUCAAGCACCAGCUCCCCCCAACACUCAACCAUCUUCUCAGUCUGUUCAUCCUCCAAAUGUUAACCAAACUGCCAAUCAUCCAACUUUGGCUGAAAGAAUAAGAGUUUUUGAAGACCGCUCUCUGCGCAGUAUUCCAGAGAGGCGAAGAGUGACACAAGGACUUCUUAAUCUGCUAAGAGCUCCACCUUACAGCCAAAUUCAAAACAAUCUUAACCACAUGUGGGGUAAGGGCAGAAAACUAGAAAUUUAUAAUAACCCUGUAGCUAGAUCUAUGAUUAUUCUUGAAAAGGGCCUCUGGUAUGUCGGUGAUUCAAUGUUCCAUGUGACUCAGUGGACGUCGGCGCAUUCGUCUGCUUCUCCACCUUUUGAGUCAAUUCAAUUAUGGGCUCAUCUCACGGGAGUUCCUUUGGACCUGCGUCACCAGCAAGGUCUUAGUUUGGUGGCUGGUUUGGUUGGUGAACCAAUAGAAACUGAUGAGUUUACUAAGAAUUUGGUUAGCUUAACUCUCUCUCACUUGAAAGUUGAAGUUAACCUUACUAAGGACCUUCCUCAGCUGGUUGAUGGAGAAGUUGUUGAAGUCCUUGUGGACUAUCCGUGGUUGCCCCCUACCUGCUCUCACUGUAAGGAGUUAGGCCAUAUUGUUCGUAACUGUUUACUGCUACCACCACCUCCUCGGACUGCUGCUCCUCCCCCCAAGAAGGCUCAAAAGAAGUCUGCUCCUAUCUCGAAGUCAGUGGAUUCAGUUCAUAAAGCGGCUACUGAAAUUCCAAAAGAUUCUGUGGUGAAUGAUAAAGAAACUGAUGUGGUUGCUGAUAAAGUUAAUUUCGUGAGGCACCUUUGCAAGUGGACAUUACAGCUGAAUGUUGAUCCGAACUCUAACGGAGUGUCUUCCAAAGUGGUGCCACCAAUUCCUCGAUCUUCCUCUUUGCCUCCUCGUGUUCCUGUUCAUCUUCCAUUUAUAGUAGCUCUUCCUGCUACUAUAACUCCCUCAGGAAAGCCUUAUCCUUACAGUCCUCCUGAAUCAACAGAAAAAACUUCUUUAAAACAAACUCAUAUUAAAGAUCUUACUUUGAACCAGCUUAUGUCUACUCUUUGCCCUAGAUGGAGAUUUACCUCUAAUCAUCUGUCAGAUGGAGAUGGUUGUACAAUCAUCAUCUGGAGAGCUCCUGCAACUGUCCGGAUGCUGCAUCAAUCGAGACAAACUUUUACUUGUGAAGUGAGCCUUUUAAACUCCAACCAGUUUACAUAUACAGCGGUUUAUGCUUCGAAUUCAAGCUCGGAGAGAACUGACCUUUGGGUGGAAUUGCUAAAUCUUCAACAGUCUCCCUCUCUUCAAGCUGGCCCGUGGAUGAUUGGUGGUGAUUUUAAUGAGAUCAUACAUCAUGCGGAACAUUCAAAUCCAGUCAUGAAUUCACUCAGCGCCCACAUGAUUGACUUCAUAGAUUGUCUUUCUCAAAUGGGCAUGUUUGACUUGCGAUUUCAAGGACCUCGUUAUACUUGGACAAAUUGCCAACCUGAUUCCCCUGAUGCAAAAAGCUUGACCGUCUAUCAGCUCCCUAAAGUCGGUACUCGUCCCUUUAAAUUCUUCAACUACCUUACAAAGCAUCCAAACUUUCUCAGUGUGUUGCAAGAGGCUUGGAUUCAGGCCGGAAGAUUUGGUUCUACUCUCACUUACCUGUGCUGGAAACAAAAGAUCAUCAAGGGAGCAUUAAAAGAGCUAAAUCGAGAGAAUUUUUCUCAAAUAGAAAAGAGAGUUAGUGAGGCAAACAGUUUGUUACAAGAUGUGCAAGUACAAGCUCUUCAGGAAUGCUACUUCAAGCAAAAAUUAAGAAUCAACUGGUUACAGGAAGGGGCUUCUUACUUUCAUCGGGUUGCCCAGGCAAGAGAAAGCUUCAACUCUAUCCGAUCCUUUCUUCUUGCCUCAGGUGUAGUGCUUUUUGACCUUUUGGAGAUGAGUAUUCAUGCCAUAAACCACUUUAAAUCCAUCUUUGGGCCGAACAUGCUUCCUCCCAUUCGAAUCUCAUCUCCGCUU
This is a messenger RNA of Thlaspi arvense, 2458 nucleotides long. The record is from the annotation of a GenBank genome assembly. NCBI's taxonomy places the organism in Eukaryota, Viridiplantae, Streptophyta, Magnoliopsida, Brassicales, Brassicaceae.